AUGAAUACAUUCUGCGGGACUCCAAACUACUUGCCUCCUGAAAUGAUCGCCAGAAAUGGAUACAGCAAUCAAGUUGAUAUUUGGAGUCUGGGUAUUCUUAUCUAUCAACUUCUCGUUGGCAGGCCGCCGGUAGAAGGAGAUAAUCCAAAGGUAACAUCCCUUGAACCCUUCUCUUUCCUCAAUUUCAACAUCAAGGACACCAUGAAGAAAAUCCCUAUGAGCGAAAUUCACAUUCCCGAGCUUUUAUCAGAACACGCGAAGGACUUGAUCUCUAAAACGCUUGAGAAAAACCCCACGAAAAGGAUUUCAAUCGAAAACCUCUUGGAUCAUCCGUUUCUUGCUCGUCGCGAGCGGACGAUGUCGGACAUUUCCGACUUACACAGCCGAUUUAGUCAAAUAUCGCAUUCACAGCAUGGUCAACAGCAAUCUAACUCGUUUUACAACAAUCGACCUCAAGCUUCCUCAUCCGCUCAUCCUCAUCGAGGAGCGUCGCGUCAAUCGUCGCGUCGAUCCAGCGUUUCUAGCAACGCGUCCGACAACUGUGGCCGUUCCGGGCGCAAAUCGCGGAGCCACUCCGUCGAGCGCAUCCCCAGCCGCGAGUACAUGCCACCGCCGCAAACACCAUCGAUCCCGAGCUAUUCGGCAAAUACGACGAGAGACCCGAGCACAGGAUACGGCUCGGGCAUAUCCCAGAAUAUUGACACAUCUGGCUCCCGUAUUUCACCGCGCUCUGGGAAGUCGGCGCCCGCAAUUCCACUGCACUACCGACAGCAAUCACUUCCGACAAGAUUCACGACCGUGGAUGUUGCUAUCGCACCGCAAGCAUCUAACGAUCUUUCUCCACUUCCGCAGUUGUGCGCCCGUCGGCUCAUUCCCACCAGAUCGCAGAAGAACAAGAACAUUUGCCAUAUCAUAUCUGGCGAGCGACUUGUGCUUGAGACACUCGACCAGGACGGAUUCAUCAAAAAGUCGAUUCUCGUGGCGUGCAGAUCGCAAACUGUCACCGAGUACACUCCGAGCUACGAUAACCAGAAAGUGACGCCGAAGGAGCAGCCCUACCUUCCCAAUGGCAUUGGUCGCAGGAAAGGAUUCGAUAGUUACUGCACACAGAGUGCCUGUACGUUCUCUACGCCCUGUGCAAAUAGAGAUAGUGACUAUGAAAUUCACAGAUAUCCCGAGAUACCAGCAAAAUUGCGAAAAAAGUGGGAUUACCUUCACAAGUACACUCAAUUGAUCAAGUCAAAAACGACAAAGAUCAAAAUCUGGACGGACCUUGGCGAUGCUAGGCUGAUGGAGAACGGCUCCUUCGAAGUCAACUUCUACGGAGGCGAACGCUUCGAGCAGAAGGAAGGAGACGAAGUCGGAUCGUACUUUGAUUGCGCCGGCAAACGGCGAACAAUAGACAGCAACUAUCCAAACACAACCAUCGAGCAUCACCUUGCCCAUGCAAAUAGGCAGUACGAGUCCGUAAAACGGAUCGAGCAAGCAAUUGAAGAUAUAAUGGGCCCGGAUAAUGGAAAUUUCGAGUUCUUCCCCAUCAACAUUGGACGUCGGGACAAGGCGGCCGGCUCGCGACCGCGCAGUGCGCCCAGCUGCAGGCCUAUGAGUACCUACGAUCCUCCCUCAACGCCUAUUGCGCUAUCUCAAUCCAACAUCGCUAAUUUUCAUAGCACCACUGCUAGUACAAAUGGCAGCAUAAGUCCUCACAGCAGAUAUCCCACUCCUCCAAGCACUUUUACAAGCUCCAUUCAAAACCUAUCGAGCUCAAGUCGCCGUCGCGCGCAAGGAAGAGUAAUCAGCGAAAAGCAUUAUGACGAAAAUUGCACUCCGAUCCAGUACGCUUGCUUUAAAAGCUCCGGCCUGUUCGAUUUCAAGUCGCAGCGCUAUUGUUUUACCGACAAAGUGAAAAGGGACGAAAUCCGCGUUAAGAAUGGACCAGUUAUUCAAUACAACAGGAUAGGAAACGGGGAAUUCGGACUGUCUUGGCCAGCUGGCACCGACCAAGAGAUUCGAGAAGCGAUCAACUUCUGGCUCAAGCAUCCCGACGGCAAAUGUAGUUUACAGAAGUCUAUUGAAGAGUAUAUUAAAGUCCCCAAAUAA
Oikopleura dioica is the source of this 2100-nucleotide messenger RNA. The record is from the annotation of a GenBank genome assembly. Lineage: Eukaryota; Metazoa; Chordata; Appendicularia; Copelata; Oikopleuridae.